Messenger RNA from Acomys russatus (golden spiny mouse), 1468 nucleotides. RefSeq names its product cysteine rich hydrophobic domain 2 (gene Chic2). The transcript has 6 exons. Lineage: Eukaryota; Metazoa; Chordata; Mammalia; Rodentia; Muridae. The record is from RefSeq and is a predicted model, not a curated record. Bases 311 to 808 code for a protein of 165 amino acids.
GGGAAGUCUCGCGAUGCGGUAGCCGGCUGCUGGUGCUGCGGGUGGCUCGGGCUGUUGCUGUGGUUGCCGGAGUUGCGGCGGCUGCGGCGCUGGCGGGGGUGGCGGCCCCGGCGGAUGUUGACAUUGUGUUGUUGUUCCUGCCCACGGUAAUGGCGGCGGCGGCGGCGGCGGCCGGGACCCAGUCUCGUCAGUAGCCACAGUCGACACUGCCGAGCGCCAGCUCCGCGGCCUCCGCGCCCUUCGCCUCGCCAGCCGUUCCCCGCGGCCGCCCCAGAGCCAGGGCCCCCGGCGGGGGGCUCGCCGGCGCGGGAUGGCGGAUUUCGAUGAAAUCUACGAGGAGGAGGAGGACGAGGAGCGGGCCCUGGAGGAGCAGCUGCUCAAGUACUCGCCCGACCCGGUGGUGGUCCGCGGCUCCGGGCACGUCACCGUAUUUGGAUUGAGCAACAAAUUUGAAUCAGAAUUCCCUUCUUCAUUAACUGGAAAAGUAGCUCCUGAAGAAUUCAAAGCCAGCAUCAACAGAGUUAACAGCUGCCUUAGGAAGAACCUUCCUGUGAAUGUGCGGUGGUUGCUUUGUGGCUGCCUGUGUUGCUGCUGCACGUUAGGGUGCAGUAUGUGGCCAGUUAUUUGCCUCAGUAAAAGAACACGAAGAUCGAUUGAGAAGUUAUUAGAAUGGGAAAACAAUAGGUUAUACCACAAGCUGUGCUUGCACUGGAGGCUGAGCAAAAGGAAAUGUGAAACGAACAACAUGAUGGAAUAUGUCAUCCUCAUAGAAUUUUUACCAAAGACACCGAUUUUUCGACCAGAUUAGCAUUUGCUUUAUUUAUAGAGACUUUCCAAGUGUGUUGUCUUUCCAAUGGUGCCUUGCUUGGUGCUCUCCUGCUGGUGAUAUGAUGCUGGUUCUACAGAAUCGGGUGGUGUUUUUGUUUGUUUUGUUUUUUAAAUAACCGCAUGUUCUAUGUGUGCAUAUUUGUCAAACUUUGCAAGUUAUUUCAUACAGAUGUUUAAUACUUAAGUUAUUGUGCUCUUUUCUGUUAUAUAUUCUGAUUUUCAAGGAUUACUUUUUGUAUUCUCAAAAAAAAAAUACAUUUGAACUUAGCAUAAAAAAUGGCCAGCCUUUGUUAUUUUGUCAACAAGGUUCACACAGUCAUUUAUUUAUUAGUUCCUUAACAUAGAAAAGCAUACUUGUUAUCUGUUCUAACACUCUCUUGGACUUUUUUUUCUUUCUUUUAGAAUUUGCCACAAUAGUUACUUGAAAACUGUAGGUUUUCUCACAAAGCCUUUUGGGCCCUGCUCUGACCUUUCUCACACAGUUCCUUAUGUUUAGUCUCAGCAGAUACACCUUAACUUUAUGAAGAACUAGCAGCAGUUUUCAAAGUAUCUAUCCUCACAAUGGUAAUGCCCCUAGAGUAGACGGAUCAUGAGUGUGUGUUCGCACCUGUGGUCACUAGAGCUCAGCCUCGCCGUGCAG